This is a messenger RNA of Stereum hirsutum FP-91666 SS1, 2213 nucleotides long. RefSeq lists its product as uncharacterized. NCBI's taxonomy places the organism in Eukaryota, Fungi, Basidiomycota, Agaricomycetes, Russulales, Stereaceae. Gene Ontology annotation, molecular function: protein binding. The transcript is spliced from 3 exons. The coding region runs from base 395 to 2044 and encodes 549 amino acids. The record is from RefSeq and is a predicted model, not a curated record.
ACCUACAGUACGGUCCAUAGUGUUGAGACAAACAUCUGCAACUCCUCUGCAGUGCUCGGGCCACUACGUCGCCACACCGGCCGGUACUCAGGCACUGCGGCCGAGGGCGGACCGGAUCGUUUGUUUCUGGUCCUGGUCCCGACCGUUCCCCACUAGAUGCACCGGACGCGACUUGUUCUCUACCACGACACUCUGCCCAAUUAGAUACUCUACCACGGCCUUUCCCAAUCAAUUCUCGUCUAGUAUAAAGCACAAUCGGAAGGUACUGGAGUACAAAGCAACGACUAGCCGAGUGCCACCCUCUCCUGAUUCCGUCUCAUUUUACCAGCCUUCCUCGACUUCAGCUUCACAGAACAUACAGAUUUUGAAACUUUGAGAAACUGUAGGUGUAGAGAUGGUCAGUCGAGCGCCUUCGUUCGACGACCUGGGGACAUGGGAGGACCCGAUAUUCUAUUCACGGACAGCCACUAUUGUCCACGUAGACUUUGAGGAUGAGGAACAGGUAUCGCCAGCUCCGGGAUACAUUGACCCGCGGCCACCUCCAUCCGACGUGGUGGACAUCGACAGGAGUCUCGCCGAACUCGAGGCCCGGAUACAUACUCUGCGCAUCCGGAAAUCCCAAAUCCUCGCUAUCCAUGCCCUAGUCGCCCGAAUGCCGCCAGAGAUACUCUCCCGAAUAUUUGAGCUCGGUGUGCACGACUCCAUACACACUCUACCUUCCAUAUCCCUUGUCUCCCACCACUGGCGCAAAGUAGCGCUCGCCACGCCUUCUCUCUGGACCUACAUCCGUCUUGACCACGAUUGGGGCUACGGGCGACAUACGGCCUUUCUACGCAAGAUGCGAGUGUGUUUGGAGAGGGCACAGGCAUGCAAGUUACUGGUGGAUAUCGACUGCAAGUAUUUCGAAGCGCCGUCGGAGUUGACGCAGGUCAUGGAGGUGUUGCAGCCGCAUCUAGAAAGGUGUUUCUCGUUGAGGCUGAGUGUCCCGGACUGGGAGUGGGUGGAGAUUAUCAAGUCAUACUGUUCGGGACUUGGACCUUCACUCGAGGAAAUCCACGUUCGACUGGACCCUGCGGAUUCAGAGGACCAGGCGCCUUUCGUAUUCCUGUCGCAACCGUGUCCGCGGCUGUCGUCGAUAACGCUCGAACACACACCACUCAUCUUCAUUCGAACGCCUCUCCCGACACUUCGGUACUUGCACCUAACGCGCGACACUCGAUUACACUCGUCGACGAAAAUAGGAAUCUCGUUCAAAGAAAUCCUCGCCCUUCUCUCCUCAACACCCUCGCUCACCUCCCUUCGCAUCCAAUCCGCCACAUUCCUCCUCGACGGCUCCGAGUCCAUCUUCCGCUCCGCCUCCAAUCCACUCCUCCUCCCCUCGCUCAAAACCCUCUCCAUACACUUCGUCGACUCUAACAACCUCGCACUCUUCUUCGAAGCCACCAUGUUCCCCUCCCUCGCCAAGUUGUCGAUACAGAUGGACACACCCACGGACGAUACGAUCCACUGGUUGGCGCGGAUGACAGCGGAGACGAGCGUGAAGAGGUUUCCGGAGUUGAAGCACUUGGAUCUGAGGGCUUGUAAUGUGGAUGGGGCGGCGCUCGUACCGUUUGUUAGGGUGUUGCAUAAUCUGCCAACGUUGACGGCGUUGGGGAUUUCGAGUCCUCCGGGUGGCGUGUUGGGGCCACGGAUCUUUGACGUUCUAUGCUCACCGGCAUCUUCGAGUCCGGAGGACGGGAAUUUCAACGCCGGUGCGGGUGGAAGUUCUGGCACGAGUUCGAGCUCGUAUGCGGCGGAGAGCUGGGUGUUGCCGAGGUUGGAGGCGUUAUGUUUGCAGAAUUGUAGGGAUGUGUCGGGGCACGAGAUCCUUAGGGUCGUGUUGGCCAGGAAUGGGGCUGCAUUGAAUCUUAGCGGUGGGAGGAGGGGAGAUGCAGAAGGUGUGAGCUCGAUCAAGUUCGUGAAGGUGUCGCAGUGUUAUGGUUUGGAUCCGGAUGUGCAUGAGUUGUUGGCGAGGGCGGUGGGGACGGUGAGGGUUAUUUGUUGAGUCGGGAGGAGUCUUGUGCUUUGGAGAUAAGAUAGGACGUUGGUGUUGGGUUUGCCUGGAUGGAUGGACUUGGACCUGGAAUCUUCUUGCAUUCGAUCUUCUUUUGUACUAUACUUGCUUAACGUUAGGGUUUUUUUUCUCGGUCACAGUGGACCGUGAUGCAUUGAUA